This is a messenger RNA of Gambusia affinis (western mosquitofish), 3237 nucleotides long. RefSeq names its product DET1- and DDB1-associated protein 1-like. Gene Ontology annotation, cellular component: Cul4-RING E3 ubiquitin ligase complex. Gene Ontology annotation, biological process: positive regulation of proteasomal ubiquitin-dependent protein catabolic process. The record is from RefSeq and is a predicted model, not a curated record. NCBI's taxonomy places the organism in Eukaryota, Metazoa, Chordata, Actinopteri, Cyprinodontiformes, Poeciliidae. The transcript has 5 exons. Bases 1224 to 1532 code for a protein of 102 amino acids.
GGAGUUGUGAGGAGAGGGCGGGGCUGGCUAUUGCGCAGUAACAAACAAUAGUUACAUGUUUUACAGCGAAACCGUUUUUCUGUAAAGGUAAGUUGUUUCUCUGCCAUUAGUACAUUGAUGAUGACUUUUUUUUUUUUUACAAAGUUACAUACAGCUGCUCACAGUAAAAAAAGCUGGCUUUUUACAAUGUUUUAUCCAAUUGUAAUAAUAGAAAGUUGACUGGAAAGAAGAACUGGUGUCAAAGCAGCAGCUUUUGCUCAACUUUUGCUUGAAUGGCAUUGAUGCUGUAAUUUGUGCAUAUGGGAUACAUCAUUUUCCCCCCUGUUAGCAGGGGGACAUUUCUGCAUUGGACAAAAACAAAAUAAUCAUCUUUCAAUCAUUUGAUGUAAUAUUCAGAGACUUCUUAUUGUUUUUCUCAGUUGUGAGCUAUUAGAAUCAAAAUGAGCAGAAAUAAACACUUAAAAUAUGUCAUUCUACUUAUUCUUAUUGUGACAAUAUUAUUGACUUCAGAAUAAAUAUCAAAAACGAUAUGCAUUCACUAAGGGUAUUUUGGAAUGUGUUGAUAAUUUAAUAAACUGAUAAAUACACGUCAAAUUUAUAAAUCGACAUUUUAAUUUGUUUUACGUUUCAAUUAUGGAAUCAUAGUAUUGUAUUAUUUCAAGAUACUUUGGAUUACCUAAAAUGGAAAAAAUGCAGUAUUUUCAGAGCAAUAGUAACUUUUAACUGUAUUCAUUAUUGUCAAAAUAAAGAAACACACAGAAAAGUAAUACGUUCUUUAAUAUGUCUAUGGUUUGCAUUGCCAUAACAUAACGUAGUGCUGGAAACUCCUACAGGCUCAAAGGCAAAAUUACGUAAUCACCGUUCUGGCCAAUCACCGUAUCGGUCUUCAGAGCUCGUUCACAGUAAAACCAAUGAGAUGACGUGGAGGUUAAAGAGUCACCGCCCUUAAAAUGGAUAAACAACAAAGAUGGAGUUGUGAACUGAGAGCUACGCAGACUCCUUUAGUAAAUGUUUGUGUUUUUUUUCUUAUAGACUUUUAAGCGUCUAAAUAAUAAAGCUGACGUAGUACAGUAAUAUUAGAUGUAGUUUAUGACCGUUAGUCAUCCCGAGAAGCUGUCUAACAGGUAAACAAGUCGGUUUCUAGGAAACGGCUCAACAACAAAGCUUUGUUGCUAGCUCGUUUUCACUCAGCGUGCUAAGCCAGUGGACCAGCGAAGACAAAAAUGGAGAAGAGAAACUUCCUGAAGGGGCUGCCUGUCUACAACAAAAACAGCUUCACCAAGUUCCAUGCCGAGUCUGUAUGUAAAGCAUCAAACCGUCGGCCGUCUGUGUAUCUUCCUACACGAGAAUAUCCGUCAGAUCAGAUCAUUGUGACAGAGAAGACAAACAUCCUACUGCGGUAUCUACAUCAGCAGUGGGAUAAAAAGAAUUCGGGGAAGAAGCGAGAGCAGGAGCAGACGGAAGAGGACAGCGUGGCGCCUCCGCAAAAGAUGGCGCGAAUGGACAGCGAGGAGCCCACCGAGGACUCGUAAAGAGCUCCGCCUCGUCCUCCGUUCUCCCAGAGACUCGACUGCUUCAACAGAAUCCACGCAGACAUGCGGCGCGUUUGCAGACGUGGCGGUGUGGUGAACAGUGCUGAUGGGUUCGGACCGCAGCUGUCCCGGCGGCCCCCCACAGUGUGACUCCAGGUUUACUCCAGCAGCUCCUUUACUUACCGAGUCUCCAUGUCUCUGCUGUGGAGUGGGAGUCUUAACAUGACCAUACUUCUACCUCUGCCCUCCAUCUUGUUUUGUUCUUCUUCUUCUCCUCCUAAACUGUCUCGUUUGUACACGGCAUGUGAAGUUCUAAUUGUUGCAGAGCUUAUGUAUGCAAUAAUUCACACAUAUACAUAUAUUGCUAUCAUUCUGGUUCGUGUUCAAUCAGGUAUUUUCCACUUUCAUAAUUGGUAAUGAAAGGAGGCAUUUCAAAUACGUUCUAGUUUCAUCUUUAAUGUUCUCAGUAGUUUAUGAUGAUUUAUCGAUUCUGGGCUUUCUGCAUUAAAAGACCUGAAUGCUGAAGUAAAUGAGUUGUUUCCUCAGAGAAAAUAGUGAUUUAUUGCCUUAAAUAUUAAGCCACAUUGGAGAAAUAUGAGCCAGCGUCUAGUGAAGCAGAUUUCAUGCUCACAUCAAGGGAUUCCGAUCGGUUUCCAGAAGUAGAUUUUGUAGCUUUCAAGUGCUCUGUGGUGUGAGGCUUCACAACCAAUGGUGUACAUUUUCUAACUAUAAGAUUUAAACAAUACUUCAAUAUGUUGUUAAUACCUACAGCUGUGUUUAAGUUAACUUGUAUCCAUACUAAUAGCGAGGCUUCCUGUGAGUCCAUGCUAGAGAUGUGCCAGACACACUAAAGAAGAAUCCUGAAAACCGGGCUGGGUUGGGCCGAGCAAAAACCGGUGGGAAAGAGUCCUCUUUAAAGAGUUCAGUGCUUUGAGAAACAAGUUCAGACUGUGAUGGUUACUUCCUGACAAGCGUUUGGGUAUUUGCAGUGUGCAUGUUGGAGCAGUAUGAAAAAAUAUUCAUAUUCCUUUAAAUUUGGCACGCUGUCACCACAAAUUAAUUUUUAGUUUUUUGGGGAUUUUUCAUUAAAGAGAAAAACAUUAUAGUGCACACAAUGUAAUGUGACAUCUAAGGAGAUAGAGAAGUAUUUUUGAAAUAAAUCUGAAACGUGUGACGUGCAUUUGUAAUUUUUGUUUGCUAGCUUUGCCUGUGUUGUAUAAUAGCUCCAACUCAGUCACACUAGAUGGAGAACAGAUCUGUGAACAUCAGUUUUCAAGUCUUACCAUAAAUUCUGAACAUCCUGGUCAGGACUUUGACUGGGCCAUUUUCAUAACCCGUUCCAUGUUUUGGGGCCUGCUAGAAGACGAAGCUCCUCCUCAGUCUCAAGUCUAAUGCAGGUUUUCUUCCCUGAUUCUCAUAUAUUUAGCUCCAUCCUUCUUCCCUGUUCCCACAACAUGAUGCACUCACUACUGUGUUUCAGAGUGAUGUGGAUUCCUGUCAACAGAUUUGCUUUGGUUCUCUUCAGAAUCCCAAUAAAUUAUGUUUAUUCUUUUAAUGCGACAAAUGGUUUUGUAUUGUGUCUUGUUUCUUGAAGUAAUAUCUUCUUUGUUUAGCUUUGUUUAUGCUGUUGCAUUUUAAAGACAGAUUUCGGUCACAAUGUAACAAGAACAUGUUCUGAACAUUAAAAUGCAUCUUUCUGUCAGAA